AUGUAUGAAAGAGAUAUGUUCAAAAAGCGUGUUGCUAGGUCUAAUAGUCAAGUUGAUUGGAUGAAUUAUAAGACAGCUCGUAACAGAACUAACUAUGAAUUAAGGAAAAUAAAGCGCCAGUAUUAUCAAACAAAGUUAAGCGAAAGCUCUGGGGAUUCCAAACAUACUUGGGCUGUUCUGAAUAGUCUAGUUGGUAAACCUUCAAAGAAUACAGAAAUAAACGAAAUUAAGGUUUCCCCGAAUGAGAUUAUUACCAGUGGUGAAGAUAUAGCUAAUCAUUUGAAUCAACAUUUCUCUGAAAUUGGCGUCAAGCUUUCGUCU
Molecule: messenger RNA, 321 nt
Organism: Paramuricea clavata
Lineage: Eukaryota; Metazoa; Cnidaria; Anthozoa; Malacalcyonacea; Plexauridae
Source: the annotation of a GenBank genome assembly